Messenger RNA from Cajanus cajan (pigeon pea), 2439 nucleotides. Its product is annotated as cysteine-rich receptor-like protein kinase 25. Gene Ontology annotation, cellular component: plasma membrane. The record is from RefSeq and is a predicted model, not a curated record. Lineage: Eukaryota; Viridiplantae; Streptophyta; Magnoliopsida; Fabales; Fabaceae. Gene Ontology annotation, biological process: defense response to bacterium; protein phosphorylation. Gene Ontology annotation, molecular function: ATP binding; protein serine/threonine kinase activity.
AAAAUGGAACAACAAAGAUUUUUCCACAAUCACUUGUAAUCAAAAUCUAAAACACAAGAUACAGAAUUUAUCAUAUUUUUACACAGUUGGCAACAACUUCAAUCCAACAUGCUUGCCUCUAAAUUUUCUACAACCUCGUUUGUACUUCUAUGUCUGUUUUGCAUGCUCUUUCAUGCAAGUGAAUCAGCAGCACCCAUUUACAGUGCCCACUUCUGCAGCAACGGAACCUUUUACCAACCCAACACAACAUUUCAGUCCAACUUGAAUACCCUUCUCUCUUCUCUCACCUCCAACUCCUCCCUUCUCUCCAACAACGGUUUCUACAGAACCUCCGUGAGCCAAGACACCCCCGACGACAUCGACGGCCUUUUCCUCUGCCGUGGCGACAUCAACGCCACCGUCUGCCACGGCUGCGUCGCCGCCGCAGCCACCAACAUAACGCGCCUCUGUCCCGACGCCACGGAGUCCUUCAUCUGGUACGACGUUUGCAUGCUAAGUUACUCCAACAGCACCUUUGACAAUGAUAACAUGGUUCCCUCAUUUUCCUUGAAAGAUGGAGAAAGCAUCAUUGACUCGAACCUUGACCGUUUCAAUCAAUUGUUGGCGAGCUUGCUAAGCAGUUUGGCAGAAGAAGCCGGGGCGAGUUCGGCGCCGGAGAAGAAGUUUGCCGCGGGUGAGGUGAGUGUGUCGAGCACACAGACGCUGUACGGAAUGGCACAGUGCGUGCCUGACUUAACAAGCGCUACCUGUGUCAGGUGCUUAGAAAGCGCUAUUGCAAAUAUUCCCACGUGUUGUGAUGGAAGUGAAGGAGCAAAGUUUCUGCUUCCGGUAUGUAAUAUCAGAUACCAACUCGAUCCCUUUUUGUACAAUACAACUUCCAUCACGCCACUUCUUCCUUCCCCUUCUUCAGGUAGCAAAUAUACUUUGAUGGUGGUGGCAAUUGUUAUCCCAAUUGCUAUUUUGGCCGUGCUUUUGGUUAUAGGAUGUUGUUGGUGGAGAAGAAGGCCAAACAAAAACCAUGUGGCUGUCCUGGAAGUGAAUGAUAGCAUGAGAAAGUAUUUGACAAGUGACGAAGAGUCUUUGCAUUUUGACUUGACUACAAUUGAAGCUGCUACAGAUAGGUUCUCAAAUGAGAUGAAGAUUGGAGAAGGUGGAUUUGGCAUGGUUUAUAAGGGUACCUUUCCUAAUGGACAAGAAAUAGCUGUGAAGAGACUAUCGAGAACCUCGCUCCAAGGUGACAGAGAAUUCAGGAACGAAGCUUCACUUGUUGCACAGCUUCAACACAGAAAUUUAGUUAGACUGUUAGGAUUUUGCUUGGAGGGAACGGAGAGGAUUCUAGUUUAUGAAUAUAUCCCAAAUUCUAGCCUCGAUCACUUUCUGUUUGGUCAUGAAGACCAUGCAGAGUUAGAUUGGGCAAGACGAUACAACAUUAUAAUUGGGAUUGUUAGAGGAAUUCAAUAUCUCCAUCAAGAUUCUAGAUUAAGAAUAAUACAUCGUGAUCUCAAGGCUAGUAAUAUUCUAUUAGAUGCUGAUAUGAAUCCAAAAAUUUCAGAUUUUGGAAUGGCAAAAAUUUUUCAUGAAGAUCAAACUCAAGAAAACACAAGAACAAGAAGGAUAGUUGGAACAUACGGUUAUAUGUCUCCUGAAUAUGCAAUGCAUGGAAAAUUCUCGGUAAAAUCUGAUGUAUUUAGCUUUGGAGUCUUGGUUUUGGAGAUCCUUAGUGGCAAGAAGAACACAAGUUAUCAUGAAUCACAUCAAGCCGAUGACCUUUUGAGCUUUGCUUGGAUGAACUGGACAAAUGAAACACCUUGGCUGAUAUUGGACCCAAAAUUGAGAGGUUGUUAUUCUAGAAUUGAAGUUGGGAGAUGUGUCCAUAUUGCUUUAUUAUGCGUUCAAGAAAAUCCAGUUGAUAGACCCUCAAUGGAAAAUAUAAUGCUUGCGUUGAACAGUUAUUCAGUAACUUUAGCAUUACCUCGACAGCCAGCAUCUCUUAUGCGAGGAAGAGCAGCACCGGACAGAUUAAAACACCAGCUUGAUUCUGAUCGGUCUACCAGCUCCAGCUCCGCAAUCCCUUCUUCUACGAAUGAUUCUUUAAUAACUCAAGUAUAUCCCCGGUAAAGGUUCUCAUCAAAAUCAGUAAAUUCAAUCCCUUUAUAUGCUACAAGCAUCAACUUUAAUUUCGUAUGUUAUGAAAUGAAUAAUGGGAUGACCCAAUGAUAAGGUUAUUUGCCAUUGGAAAAUGACAAUGCAAAUUCGGAAACCACAGGGAAAACGUACGUGGCACAUGAAAUCCUACUUUUAAUUAAGUGAAUCUAUCUUUUAAUAAUGCAUGCGUAUUAAAUUAAACUAAUGUUUCUUAACACUGUAAACCCUCCCGUGAGAGGCAGCUCUUUGCUUGGAAAGACUUGGGAAGAAAUGUACUAUAAUUAUAAUUUUGGU